Messenger RNA from Protopterus annectens (West African lungfish), 7078 nucleotides. RefSeq names its product synemin (gene SYNM). Bases 254 to 4849 code for a protein of 1531 amino acids. Gene Ontology annotation, cellular component: sarcolemma; intermediate filament; neurofilament cytoskeleton. Gene Ontology annotation, biological process: intermediate filament cytoskeleton organization; fast-twitch skeletal muscle fiber contraction. NCBI's taxonomy places the organism in Eukaryota, Metazoa, Chordata, Ceratodontiformes, Protopteridae. Gene Ontology annotation, molecular function: vinculin binding; structural constituent of muscle; structural constituent of cytoskeleton. The record is from RefSeq and is a predicted model, not a curated record. The transcript has 4 exons.
GCACUCUUUCCAUUGAAGAGGCAUGGUGCGAAGCCAAGCCUCAUACUAAGCUUUGAGCCUGAUUACCGUUGCCUUUUCAGGCCCCCUCCCAAGCUUAAAAAAUCCUUACAAACUACCGAAGCAAACUCACUGAAAGCUACAAACCAGUCUGCUGCCUUCACUGAGAAUCAUCCUAGGCGCUUGGGGCUGCACACUCAUAUUUGCCUACAGGUUGAAAAAAAAAAAGUUAAGGAACUUUUACUACUAACUGAAAAUGUUUCAUUCUAUCCCGGGAGCCGUUAUGGACGAAAAAUUACAGCUAAGAGAGCUCAACAAACGUCUCGAGGAGUACCUCUCCAGGGUGAGGCAGCUGGAGGAGGAGAACCUGCUGCUGGCAGAGGAGAUCAGUGCCCUGCGGAGUGAGCAGCAGGCAGGCUGGCAGCGAAGUUAUGGGACAGAAAUCAGUGACCUGAGGCGCGAGCUGGGAGAGCUUCGCACGGACACCUUGCUGGCGGAGAGGGACAGGGAUCGGCUACGGCAAGAGCUGGCAGAAGUCCGUGGAGUAUGCAAUGAGAUACAGGCAGAACGUAAGGCGAUCGAGGCUGAGCUGGUCCGCCAGCAAAAGGAGCUGCAGCAAGCAGACCUCGCCUGCACAGCUCUGGAGGACCUCCUGCGUCGCCUCCGCGGGGAGUACGAUAGGCUAGGGGACUCACAGGAAAGGGAGCUCUUGGAACUGAGGCAGCAGGUGAGCAGCAUGCCCGCACGGACCACUCUUUCCAAGUCAGUUCAGUACCAUCCCACCCUGAACUUCGCGGUGCCAGAGUAUGAUGACUACAAACAUGGAUUGGUAGACUCGUGGAGGGAGACCAUCGAACAUUACCAAAGAAAGAUCCAAGAACUGGAAGAAGGGGUGCAGGACGAUGAGCAACGGCUAGCCGAUGUAAAUGAAGAAAAUAAACACUAUGCUCAUCGGGUGCAGGGGUUAAGUCAAGAAUUGGACGAACUGGACGGUAUCCGACAUGAGCUGGAGGAUGAACUAUUGCAGCUUAGAGAGGCUAUCCAGCAAGAGGUGGAGGGUUACUUGGUAACAAUAGAUGAACUGGAAGAUGAGAAGCAAGCUCUUUCUGCAGACCUUACACUGCACUUAAAGAAGCAACAGGAGCUCAUGCAGGUGAAAAUGGGCCUGAAUCUAGAGGUUGCAGCCUAUAGGGCCUUGUUGGAAGAAGAAGAAUGCAACCCAGAAACCGAUUUGUGGACUGAACAAAGUACAAGAAAACCAUCACCAGGAGUUGGAACAAGAACAUAUCAGUACAGCUUCAGUGAUUCGGCAGCCAGAAGAGAAACUAAUCGAAAAGUUUUUCCUGUUACAAGGACUACAGUAAUUGACAAAGACAGAUAUUUCAAGCCAAUAAAGAGUGUAAUAUCUGAAACAAUAAAAACAAGCAAUAAAAGCAGAUUGCCAGAAAAAAAGUUGACUGGUUCAUCUGUGACUAUUACCGAUCACGCCCCUUUUAUCAGAAGCACGCAGUUUCAUCAUGAUCCAGUUCUGUUUUCUGCACCAGUACAAGAGCAGAAAAGCAUGUUAUUUCAGAAAACUACAUUCAGAAAAGGUGAGACUGAAAAAGAGGCUACAAAGCCUUCAACAGCAGCAACAAAAGUUUCAAAAAUCGUUGUUCAGGGCUCCAGUGAUAUCCAGAAAGACAGACCAGAAAUAACACUUGUUGAAGAAAAAGCAUCAAGAUCAAAGGGAUCAGGUAGAAUAUCUGGUGAAGACAAAGAAAAGUUAUUCAAAGAAAGAGCCAUAGAAGUACAAACUCCUAAUGAUAAACAAAUAGAAAGAGAGGCUUUUGUGGCUGAACAGCAGAUCCUUUCUAGUAUUUCUACAAAGCCACUUAUCUUUGGACAAGUUUCAGAAGGCAGAGAAAUUCCGAUAACUCUAUUAGGUUUGCAGAAGGAUACAACUACUCCAGAAAUGCUUGCUGGAGACAGAGAUUCCAACCUGGCAGAAUCUCGUUUUCCACUAGAGGGUAAGUCAACAAAGCAAUCUGAAAUAAUAUGUACAGUGGAGCAGGAUGCCAGUAAAAAUGAAAUCCCUGUGGAAAUAAAAAGUGAGGAAUAUUUGACUUACCAACAAAUUCCUUUCGGUAUAUCCUCACAGCCAGUCAUAAUGGAACCCCUAUCAGAAGAUAGAGAAGUUGAAAUAAGUUCAAAGAGUGAUAUCAGUUAUCCAGAAACAUUAUCAGAAGGUAUAAAAUCAGAACAGGAGAGUUUCAGAGUAUUACCAAUUGAUAUAUCAGUUAAUAUAUCAGAAGAAAGAAGAACAGAUGACAAGGUCAGUGAUGAUUACCAAACCACAAAGCAAGCUGUACAAAGUCUGGCUGAGGAAAAUACCAUGCAACAGCUCUCUGAAAAUGUUACUGAAAGAGAUGCAAGGGAAAGACCAGAUGACUAUUCACAUGGCAUAGAAGUAACUUUACCAGCAAGUGAAUCAAAUGUUCAAAGUCAAAAAGCAAAUGACAUACUUGGAUCUGCAAAAGAAACACAACUGGAGUAUAAUGUGGGAGAUAUAAUUCCAAUUACUGAUAUUUUAGGAAAAGUUAUAAAGUCACAAGAUUUGGAAGCAACUCUCAGUUCUCUCCCCGAUGCUGGCAUUACAUAUCACAUUGAUAGACAAGAUGUUGUUGAUGGUGAAUCAAAGAAAACUGAGAUUACUUUCAAAACCUCAUUAAAAGAAGAUAUAGAUGUCUCAGAUGAGUCUGCUCUGUCAAAGUUAUUAAACAAAGAGACUAAGAAUGUAACUCUAGAAGAGAUAAAAGAAACACCAGUGGGGAGCAUAGCACAAAAUCUAAUUGGUCUGACUAUGUCAGGGAAAGAACCAGUGGGGUUAAAAUCAGCAAAUGUUCAAAUAAUUGAAGAACCAUUAGAAUUCCCAAGUAGUCACAAAGAUGUAGGUGACUUUGAAAGAACUUUUAAAAUUGAGGAACUAGAAGGUCAUGGUACAGCUGAAAAAUCAAUGAGUUUCUGUGCGACAACUGAUGAUUUUGGAGAAAGCACUAUACCCGAAGGUAAUGUGGGCAUUGUAGCAGAAGCUAGUGAGUCAGAUAAAAUAAGCUCAGAACCAAUAUACAUAGUGUCCACACCUGAUGACCUUCACCAUGAUGAAACAGCAACCAUUCCAUGCCAUAGAGUUGUUGAAAUUUCAACUGAAUCAUAUAUGCAACCUUCAAAGUUUACUACUGUUAGUAAAUCAAUAGACAUACCAGGACAUUAUGAAACUAAGCUUUACAAAGUAGAAAAUGAGAACACUGAUGAUGCUGGUGUGGAUAUAGAAAAAUAUCUAGCAGCAGAGGGAGAAACCACCAUUGUGGAAGAAAUUAGGGUUCCAUUUGAGGUUCACAAAUCAGUAGUGGAACUUUCAAAACAAGACAGAGGUCCUCAAGUUCAGCUGGAAGAGACACUGGAGUAUCUAAAAGAUAAAGUUUCUGAUAGCUUAAGAGAAAGGAUGUCUUCACUUGCAGGCAGUAACCAAGAUGAUACUGAUAGUUGUACAAUAGAUGUUAGAAAAGUAGAGCAAACAUCUGAUGAUGGCAAAGUAACCAUUGUUGCAGAAGUCAAUGUUAAACAGGAAAUUGAUGCUAAUGAUGCCAGUUUAAUGAGAUCAAGUGAUGACAGUUUAAAUGAGCUAAUUAUGCAGUCAAUAAAUCCAGAAAUCCAGAAAAUAUUAAAAAGUAGAGGUCUGGAAAGUAUAAACAUUUGCAGUGAUAAAGGUGGAACUGAAAUUCCAGACUCUACUACAAGUAUCUUCCAUGAGCCAUUAGAGGAUCAGAUUUCAUGUCAUGUGGUAGAGCAAAAAGGUCAGGCUGGCAAUGAAGAUUCAUCAGAUAAUUAUGAGGUUCAUGAUUUGUAUACUACUGAAAGUGAGGGACAAGUUAUUACUGAAGACCAAAGCAAUGAGGAAACUGCUAGAGUAUCAUUGGAGCAUCUAAAAGAUACAAUUUCUGAUAAUUUAAGACAAGAGCUGUCUUCACAUACAACUUCUUCUCAGGAUGAUACUGAAAGCUGUGCAGUAGAUGUUAGAAAAGUGGAGCAAACAUCUGAUGAUGGUAAUAUAACCAUUGUUGCAGAAGUUGUCUCAAAGGAGCUUGAGGAUGAUGAUGCAGACUUAAUGAAGUCAAGCGACGACAAUUUAAAUGAGCUAAUUAUGCAAUCAAUAAAUCCAGAGAUCCAGAAAAUGUUAAAAAGUAAAGGUCUAGAAAAUGUAAGCAUAUUUACUAGUGAAGAUGGAUCAGAAAUAUCUGGUCCUACUGCAAGCACACUUCAUCUGCCAUUAGAAGAUCAGACAGUAUACCAUGUAGUGCUACAGAAAGGUCCAGAUGGCACUGAACAUUCAUUAUCGAAGUAUGAGGUUCAUGAUGUGUAUCCUUCUAAAAGUAAGGAGCAGGAUAUGAGUGAAGACCAAGAUAUUUCAGAGAUCAGCAGAACAGUAAGACAUGUUACACUUGGCCCAAAUGAGUCUUCCUUUACUUUUCAAAUGGAUGUACCCAGUCUCACUUCAGAAUCUGGCACUGAAGAUGGAACACAGCAUCCAAAGAUCCUUUAUUUGCACAAACAAAAAGGAGCAACUAAUGACAGUGAGGCUGAAAAUAUAUUCGGUUCUGGACAACCUGCCACAGAAAUUGAACACAGUCAAGCAGUGUAUGAGUUUCAGGGAUCACAAGUACCAGAUGAAGAAAGUGCAAACUAUGAUGAAUUAAUAAAAUGCCUACAAUUGCAGAGGAUGGUUGAUCCUAGAUCAGUAAUUAGUGAUGAGAAGAAGAUAGCUGUCAUGUACCUUGAUGAUGAUGAUGAGAACCCCAACCAACAAUUUUAAAACUUAAAUAGACAGUUAUUGCGCCUGAUACUGAAAGUGUUAGUAAUAGUUGUUAACACUGAGCUGGCCCUGCCAAGAAAAUUAUGCAAAAAGAUGUGCAUCACCUAGGCCUGAAAGAAGUUUUUGCUAUGCAAGUCUUGCAAUGCCUCUGAAUAGGCCAGUAUUAUAAUCUUAUUGAUGCUUUUAUAAAUUGCUUACAUAAACUAGCAACUGUCAACAGGUUUUUGUUAGAAAUGGAUGUAAAGCUGAGAUCUGAAAAAGGCAGCAGCCAGCAGCUGACACAAAAUGUUUGUAUUUGUCCUGCAAGCAUUCAUAUUAGGCAGGUUUGAAGUGCUGAGAUUUAACACAUUUUGGCAUACGCAAGGUGAAUGAUGCAUCACUAUAAAAAAAAAUAAACAAAACAAAAGGAUAAUACCAUCCAUGAUUAUCGGGGAUAUAUGUGAAAUAAUGCAGUUUGCUAGUCUCUGCAACUGCAAAGUGACAGUGUUGAACUUCAAACCCAUCAAACAUCAUAAAAGUCUUUGAAGUUACAAGUUUCUGCAUUAAACAGUGUAUUAUUGCUGAUUGUAUGGCCCCCAGUAUUCAUUUGUGCAUAUCGACUGUAGUUCAAAUGGAAGUGAAAGGAAUGUUCUUUCACAAAGGCCUGUUGUAUUAUAAUAGUGGUGAAUGUGUGUGUUACAAUUUUCCUAAAUAUGAUCGAUUUUAUCUGCUUCAGCUCAAGCAAGGCUGGAAUAUUUAUUUACUGGUUGUUAAAACAUCUACAAUUAAUCUUGCUAAUAUUAAGUUUGCUACAUGUACUGAAAUUGCAGAGCGUAUCUAUGAAAUUUACAGACUUGGAUCGUAACGUUUCUUUUUUUAGCAGAUAUAAUGUGUAUAUAAUUUCAUACCAGAUAUAAAAUAUAAUUUCUUUCAUCCAAUAAAGGCUAAUUAUAGUCAACUGAUACAGUCUAAAGUAGGAUUUCAGCUGCUGCUCUCCCACCAAUUAAAAUUUUGAAAGAUUUUCACUAGUGUAUCCAUGCUAGCUCUUAAUAAACACAAACCAUACUGCUGUUGAUAACACAUGCACUGCCCAUCAGCCUUGUAAAACAGCACCUUAUUUUCCUGGCUUGCAGGAAGUUUUAGUACUGGUUCAGGCAGUCUGCACAGAAUGAAUUCUUGUGGUUGAACAGCUGACAAUGGUGCGUUUGUAUAUUAUUCAGGACUUUAUUUUAACAGAGUGUACUAAGUAAACAGAUGCCUAUGAUUUAUUAAGUUUGCUAAGUUGUAGUAGCCUAAAAGUUUUAAUUAGAACUUUGUAUGUAAUAUAUAUGUAAAUCAAGUAAACUCCAUUUUCUCCAUUGUUAUAUCCCUUUACAUCAUAUCAUGCCUGUUGCUUUCUGUGUUUUGGUCAUGCCUAAUAUGGUCACAGCUUGCAUCAGAUCUGAUCUGAAAAGGCAUUUCACUUAGGAUAAAUUACCAUUACUGAGAUUUGAGGAAAAGAUUUGGCCACUUUUAGUAUCCAGCUAUGUUUAGUUAUAUUCAGCCAUACAGCAAAGAUAAUUGUAUUAAAUCAGGGACUGCCAUCCCCUUACUACAUAUUGUUUAAAGAAACCAGUUAAUACAGUUUGUCAAAUCAAGAUUUAAGUAACAUUUGACACAAAGGCACCUUCACUGUACACAUUAGCAGCAACAUAUGCUAUAUCCUUAUACCUUCCAUCUGCUGUAGCCAUCAUGCCUUCUCCUCAUUUACACAAUCACAAACAUCAUCAACAGUUUAUUAUCACAAAGUUAAUUACCUGUUCAUUACUGCGCUGCAGUUUGCUGUAACAUUCGUAAAUAUGUAUUAACUUUUGUCAAUAGUUAAUAGUUUUUAACUUUGCUGUGCCACACCUCACUUCCUGCGUUAUGCUUAUUCAGUGCAUCUUUGGGUAUCUUUCUGAUUCUGUUACCAUACACUUUCUCAAUGUAAAUUCACAUCUCCCAUUCCCAAUACCUCAUUCACUGAAUGUGCUUCUGGAAUUAGUGUAUAUAUAGUACAUCUAGUUUUUGCCUUUUUGCUCAGUCUCUGCUCAGGCUAUUCUCACUGUACCCUUCUGACUAAACUCAACAGCACUAGAUGAAGCAUAGCUUUCAUUCUGUUUUUGGCUCACCUCUUUCUUUUGCACUUUUCACACUUUGUUUUCUUUCCAUUUCCACUACAAUGUUCAGCUAACUUGUAAUGAAUACAUUAAAUGAUUUGAAGUGUUUGAA